UUAUUUCGAAAAUCUCAUCGCAUUUCGAUCCAUUUUGCGAUUUGCAGCGGUGCAACUCUGAAGAUCGGCCGUCUCCCUCCCGAAGGAAAACUGUUGAAAUUCCAAAAUGGAUGAUGAUUUCUUCAAAUAUCUACCGUCAGAAAUCGUAUUAAAUAUCUUCUCAAGACUCCCCACUCGAGCAGCUAUGGCCUGCAAGUGUGUUUGCAAGCCAUGGCUCAGUCUGCUCGCUACUCCUGAGUUUGUGAAUCCCCAUAUGUCUAGAUCAGUCCCGGGCCUUGCUGUUGAAACACACUCAAAUUCAUUCGAAAUCAUUGAAUUUGUGGAUGAGCUUGGCCUCGACGUUGAGGUGGAGCAUCGCUGGGAUGUGGCCUUCAACUUCAGUCUCCCCUUUGACGAGCCAAUCCAUAGUUCGGCUAAUGGUUUGAUCUUUCUAAGAGGCUUCGAUCAUGGGGAUCUCAUCCUGUGCAAUCCGAUCACGCGUGACUAUAUCAAGCUCCCUUCUCCUCAACAAACUACCUCAGAAGAUCAGCUUGUUUCUGAGAAUUUUGGAUUUGGAGUGAGUGGAACGACCGGCCAAUAUAAGGUGGUUAGGGUUUUCGUUGAGAAACCACUACAUGAGGAGUACGAAAAUGAUCCAUUACCAUUUGAGUUCCAAUAUGAGUGCCAAGUGUACACUGUUGGAACCGGAUCGUGGAGAAAAGUUCCUUCUGGUAACCCGCACUUGUUUUGUGAGGAUCUUUGGGGGGUACUUCUGAAUGGAAAUCUCCAUUGGAUGGUAAUAGAUAUAACCACAGGCCACUAUCUUGAACGAAUUUCUUGCUUUGAUCUCGAAACAGAACGUUUUAGCACAUUAACUGUACCUCCUCCUUGUGGCAUAGGUUCACGCGAUUGUAAGACACCAUCUGUUUUGAGGGGCUGUCUCUGUGUAAGCCAUAUUACAGCUGAUGGGGAGAUUGUCAUCUGGUUGAUGAAGGAAUAUGGAGAUGAGAAAUCUUGGACAAAGGAAGUUUUUGUCGUCGAUGUUCUUAGAGGACUUAGUGAUGAACUUCAUGUUUGCCCGAUCAGAGUUUUCGAAAAUGGGGACAUCUUGAUGGGAUGGGCGGGGGGCAGGACAUUCUACUACUCGAACAAGACUAAAACUUUAGACUAUGACGUCAAGUUUCGAGGGGAUCAUAGUUCUUACAUCUCUACGACCAUGUAUGCCGCAAGCUUUGUCUCUCUCAAGAAUUUUGGCAUGGAGAAUGUAAGGUCAUUUUGAGCCGUGACUGUAGUUUGAUGUCUGAUGAUGUAAUGCAUGAAUUGUGAGGGAUAGGAAAGACAAACCUCUUCUUGUAUCAUGCAAUGGAACCUCUUUUGCCAAGACAACAUUAGUAUUUUCUUGGGUUUUAUUUGUGAUGAGGAGUAGCUUUCUUGCUUUA
Molecule: messenger RNA, 1418 nt
Organism: Salvia hispanica
Lineage: Eukaryota; Viridiplantae; Streptophyta; Magnoliopsida; Lamiales; Lamiaceae
Product: F-box protein CPR1-like
Molecular function (GO): protein binding
Source: RefSeq, a predicted model, not a curated record